Molecule: messenger RNA, 566 nt
Organism: Hypoxylon fragiforme
Lineage: Eukaryota; Fungi; Ascomycota; Sordariomycetes; Xylariales; Hypoxylaceae
Product: ribosomal protein L36-domain-containing protein
Exons: 3
Coding region: 190-528 (112 amino acids)
Biological process (GO): ribosome biogenesis; translation
Cellular component (GO): ribosome; mitochondrial large ribosomal subunit
Molecular function (GO): structural constituent of ribosome
Source: RefSeq, a predicted model, not a curated record
GCAUUUUACAUUUUACGUCGUACCAUACUACCAUGUAGUUAUUUUACAUCGUACGUACCUACUACCUACAUGCAUACCUACAACCAUACAACCAACUUACUCAACUCCGCAGUCUCAAUUCGACCUUUACAGAUUCACAGAUCUGAGCCUCAAAAAUAAGGAGGGGGGAACACCAAUUAUUUCGCAAAGAUGGCCAAUUCAUCGUUAAUAUCCUCACUACGGGCGUUAUCCCUCCGCGCUGCUCCAGUGGUCCGGCAAACCCUACAGACACAACAGUCCAUACGUACCAUCUCUCAGGCCGCUCUCGCUCCAAGCACGACGGCACGGCCUACAGCGACAGCAGCCAACCCGACUAGAGCAGCACAGGUUUUUGCGCAGCAACAAUCGCGGGGCAUGAAAGUCCACAGUUCGAUCAAGAAGCGAUGCGAGCAUUGCAAGGUUGUGAGAAGGAAGGCCAACAAGCGACAUGGUGGCUAUCGCUACAUCAUCUGCCCCGCGAACCCAAGACAUAAGCAACGGCAGGGAUGAUGAACUAUUGCUAAGUAUAUAGCAUGCUUGCUGGCUAU